Talaromyces rugulosus is the source of this 1629-nucleotide messenger RNA. RefSeq lists its product as uncharacterized. The record is from RefSeq and is a predicted model, not a curated record. Lineage: Eukaryota; Fungi; Ascomycota; Eurotiomycetes; Eurotiales; Trichocomaceae. The transcript is spliced from 3 exons. Bases 1 to 1629 code for a protein of 542 amino acids.
AUGAAUGUCGGUAAACUGCGUAACCUUUCUCUGUCACGACAAUAUGCCAGGGGCAUCACCAGCCGUGGAUGCCGCCCCGGUGCAUUGAGUCCAUUGACACGCAAGUCUAUUUCAACAUGCCUCCCACGACGUCCAGUCACGAAUCCCUGCUCCAGACAGCCUACCAGCUCUGUGGUAUUUUCUCGUCAAUAUGCCAUCGAGAAAGGAACAGUGAAACCUGUGUCUAGCGUACAUGACGUGGAAGAAGUUGAUGCCGCCCUGCAACAGAUGAUCUCCGAAGGAAGCAACCUCGCCGAGACAAUCACACGGCAAAACGAGGAUAUUCAAAUCGGAUCAGAGCUGAUGAUCCAUGCAGUGUACGACUCACUGAUUGAUUUGUCACUACAGUUGGUGGUAAAGCUGUACCCAGACGGGGUCACUGGCUUGAUUAAUGCGGAAGACGCAUAUACUUCUUUCCCGCCUGGAAUGGAGGAAUAUGUUAAACAGGUUCGCAAUGGACUAAGAUUAAAUGGUCCGGAAAACGUGCACAAGACAUCUUUUGAGGACGCGGUAGAAAGGACAACUAGGAUGUUCAAUCUGGUUGAAAAGGCCCAUGCCGAGUUGGGGCACUUAUUUGGCGAGCAUCAUGAGACGCUCAACGAGAAAGUGCAAAACAUGUGGUCCCUUUUAAAGAGGGCAGAAAAGGCCGACAAAUUCAUCGAGACUGAAACCGAGAAUGAAGAGAAGGAUGCUGCCUCUGACAAAUCAACAAUGACCUCGGAAAAAAAAGAGUUUGACACACUGAAAAGUAAGAUCUCUAAACUGGUUGAUGAAACCCAAAGGAUGAGAAACGACCGGAGUAAUCUAGAACAUCCACAAAAUGUCGGAGAAGGUAUUGCCUGGGGACUUUUUGGGAUAGGAGCAGCAGUUGCGGCUGGUACGAGGUCCAGACUCUCUGGAUCCAUCAAUGUCAAUGAGUCUAAGCUCGAGCACGAAAGGGACCUACAAAAGACCCACAAAAUCCGAUAUGACAAUGCCUUUGCGCGCCUUGAGAAGGUAAAUGUCACGCUAGGUGCCCUAAAGAGCCAAAAGAAUUCCGUCGAUGAACACGUCAAGAGUCUUGAGAAGGUAGUUGCGUCUUCCAAAAAGGCUCUUGGGUUUGUAGUUGAUCGCAAGAACAUCCUCAGUCGAAUUCACAACGACCUUAUCAAUAUGACCAAGUUUGCGACUAGGUACAAAGCGCACCAAUACGACGAGCGGGCUAGCCUAGGAUUUCUCGCAAAGGGUAUUGUCGAUGUGCUGGAUGCCACGCCCGACUGGCCUGGCACCGUCGUUCCAGUCGUCCUAACCGCCAUGUUUCUACGCUGGCCUCCUUCUAUAGUCCUAUCAGAUAGUGACGACGUUCUAGGCGAGUCAGAAGGCGGAGACAACGAAGCCCAAGUCAAGCUUGACCGUGUGGUGGAAAAGGCGUCUCUAAAUUACAUCAAAUUCGCCAAGGCGGCCAAUCCUCAGCCUCAUCUCAAUGACUACCUGCACGAUGUCGAGUUUGAUUGGGAACAUACUUUCGCCCGUUGGAGAAAGAUAAUUGAAGACGGCGAGUUUACUGGAUUCAGACCUGCGCCAGCUAUCCCACUGAGGCCAUACGACUGA